Molecule: messenger RNA, 2256 nt
Organism: Aspergillus heteromorphus CBS 117.55
Lineage: Eukaryota; Fungi; Ascomycota; Eurotiomycetes; Eurotiales; Aspergillaceae
Product: CoA-acylating methylmalonate-semialdehyde dehydrogenase
Exons: 3
Coding region: 111-1904 (597 amino acids)
Biological process (GO): thymine catabolic process; L-valine catabolic process
Cellular component (GO): mitochondrion
Molecular function (GO): methylmalonate-semialdehyde dehydrogenase (acylating, NAD+) activity; malonate-semialdehyde dehydrogenase (acetylating, [NAD(P)+]) activity
Source: RefSeq, a predicted model, not a curated record
CGCUACUACUAGCUAUCCCCCCCUCUUUGCUGUUCUAUCUCAUUCAUUGAGAGCUUCUUACAUCCCUCCCACCCUUCUCCCCUCUCCCCUCUCCCCUCCCCAUAUUCAUCAUGGCCGCCCGUCGGUCGCUUGCCCGUUCCAUCCCCGCUCUCCGCGUUGCCUCUCCCCGCACGGCCGUGGCCACCACCAGAUCAGUAGCUGCGGCGUCGGCCUCCCGGCGUCUCUCGACUGCCACCCUGUCUUCGUUGUCGUCGCCAUCAUACUCUGCUUCCUCGGUAGCAUCUCCAGCUGCUCUGGUGGCCACCCGCAGACUCCACGCCACAGCCAGGCAGCUCACCCCCGCAACCACCUCUGCGGCUACCACCGCCACCGAAUACCCGACGGACCACCGUCCCAUUGCCAACCCCAUUGACACCGCCAAUUUCCUAGACAACAAAUUCGUCUCGUCCAAGGCGACGACAUGGAUUGACCUGCACGACCCCGCUACCAACAACCUGAUCACCCGGGUCCCGCAAAGCACCGAUGAGGAGUUGCGGGCCGCCGUGGAGUCCGCGGAGAAGGCUUUCCCGGCAUGGCGCGCAACAAGUGUCAUUGCCAAACAGCAGAUCAUGUUCAAGUUUGUUAGUCUGAUUCGCGCGAACUGGGAUCGCCUGGCUGCAUCCAUCACGCUUGAGCAAGGUAAGACCUUCGCCGAUGCCAAGGGUGACGUUCUCCGUGGCCUUCAGGUCGCCGAAACCGCCUGCGGCAUCACCACCCAGUUGACGGGCGAAGUAUUGGAAGUUGCCAAGGAUAUGGAGACUAGAAGCUAUAGGGAGCCUCUGGGCGUGGUUGCCGCCAUCUGUCCUUUCAACUUCCCCGCAAUGAUCCCCCUUUGGUGCAUUCCCGUCGCUACCGUAACCGGUAACUGUCUCAUCAUGAAGCCGUCCGAGCGGGACCCCGGAGCGGCGAUGAUCCUGGCAGAGCUGGCUAAGGAAGCAGGCUUCCCUGAUGGUGUCAUCAACAUCGUCCACGGCGCUGCAAAGACGGUCGAUUUCAUCCUUGACGAGCCCGCCAUCAAGGCCAUCAGCUUCGUCGGAAGCAACCGCGCCGGAGAGUACAUCUACACUCGAGGCUCUGCCAAUGGCAAGCGUGUCCAGGCCAACCUGGGCGCUAAGAACCAUGCUGCCGUGAUGCCGGACUGUAACAAGAACCAGACCCUCAACGCCAUCGUCGGAGCGGCGUUCGGUGCUGCUGGCCAGCGCUGCAUGGCUCUGAGCACGCUUGUCACGGUUGGCGAGACUCAGGACUGGCUUCCGGAGAUGGCCGAACGGGCCAAGGCUCUGAACGUCAACGGAGGAUUCGAAGAGGGUGCCGAUCUCGGCCCCGUCAUCAGCCCCGAAAGCAAGAAGCGCAUCGAAGACCUGAUCGCCAGCGCCGAAGAGGAGGGCGCCACAAUUCUCCUCGACGGUAGAGGCUACAAGCCGGAGAACUACCCCAACGGCAACUUUGUCGGCCCUACCAUUAUCACGAACGUGACCCCCGAGAUGAAGUGCUACAAGGAGGAAAUCUUCGGCCCCGUCCUGGUUUGCCUCUCCGUCCCCACCUUGGACGACGCCAUCGAUCUCAUCAACGCGAACGAGUACGGCAACGGCGCUGCCAUCUUCACCUGCUCCGGCCCGACCGCCUCCCGCUUCCAGAAGGACAUCGAGGCCGGCCAGGUCGGCAUCAACGUGCCCAUCCCGGUCCCGCUGCCCAUGUUCUCCUUCACCGGUAAUAAGAAGAGUAUCGCCGGUGGCGGCGCCAACACCUUCUACGGCAAGCCCGGGCUGCAGUUCUACACCCAGCAGAAGACAGUGACCAGCCUGUGGCGGAGUGAGGAUGCCGUCAGCACCAAGGCCCAUACCGUCAUGCCUACUCACUCAUGAUAUUAUGAGAUGGAAAACAAACCAAAAAAAAUUAUAAAAAACCAAAGCAGCGGAUAUGAAUCUAUACCACUUAUGUAUUUUUCUAUUGUUUCAUUGCGACCUAGUUCAACCUGAUUCCUUCAAAUUGCCAUUGCGCUCUCCCAGUAUGAUACUCUGAUCUUUACUUGGCGGAUCUCAACGGGAAUGAAUUCAGCUGGAGUCGGGGUGUUGGGCAGGCAGGUCAAAUGCUAUGCCCUGGAUGUACAUGCACUUACAUGGCUACUAACGUACUUUUCUGCGCUUUCGCAAUUUUCAAUGGAUCGUGUGCAUAUACGCUUAAUGAAAGGGACUAUGAUAAUGUUGACAUCUGAAU